This is a messenger RNA of Halteromyces radiatus, 880 nucleotides long. RefSeq lists its product as uncharacterized. The transcript has 3 exons. Lineage: Eukaryota; Fungi; Mucoromycota; Mucoromycetes; Mucorales; Cunninghamellaceae. The coding region runs from base 121 to 747 and encodes 208 amino acids. The record is from RefSeq and is a predicted model, not a curated record.
AUCAAACCGAAGUGUCAAAGCACCUUUGUCCGUUCAUUAUCAUUUGACUUUUAUAUAGAUCUACAUUAUCCUUUUUUUUUCUUUAUUUAUUUAUUUAAUAUAACUUACAUUCCAAUAAUAAUGCAUACCCUUCCUCCUCCUGAAGGUACUGAAGAUUACCAUAGAAUACCCUUUCAAUUUACUGAUAAAGUAUCGUCUCGGAAUGUGUUUAUCAGGUUACCAGAUUCAUUUACGCCUGUAGAACGUAUGGUUUUGCAAGCAUCAGGUAAUCUCCAAAGGAUUAUAUCGGCAUAUUUCAAUGUCCCAAGUCACGUGGAAAUUAUCAAAAAUGGUGCCAUGCCGGCAACAACAACAACAACAACAAAUAGUGGAGAUCCUAUUCAUCAAGUAUAUGAUCGACAAACAAAGAUUCAUUUUGGUGAUAUCAUGGCUUAUGAAGCAGAUUCAAUUGUUAUUGCAAGAGAUCAAAAAAUAUUAGAAUUGAUUGAAGUACACAAGUAUGGUUUGGGACAAAUCUUUCGAUAUGCUCAAAGAACACCGGAUUUUAAAUUAUUAGCUGUUGGUCGUCAUGGUACCAAGCCUGGAUCUAGUUUUUGGCGUGAUUAUAGUUUACGGAUUCCUGGUCUGGUGGAUUGUUUUAUCAGAGAAACUUUUGUUCAAGGACUUUUUCAUACAAUGACAGAUACUCAACAAGAAGAUGGAAAAGGCACUAUUUGGUUCAAUCAACCUUUAGAUACUACGAUAUAGAUUUAUUAUAAGAUUAUUUUAUUGUAUUUUUUUUUAUUUAUUAUUAGAUUAUUUCUCAUUAUCAUCAUUAUUAUUAUUGAUUCAUUAUUCUCCUUAUUGUAAAUAAUAUGAUUGUAAUUGUCGAUCCCCUUCA